Molecule: messenger RNA, 1651 nt
Organism: Tripterygium wilfordii
Lineage: Eukaryota; Viridiplantae; Streptophyta; Magnoliopsida; Celastrales; Celastraceae
Exons: 7
Coding region: 637-1395 (252 amino acids)
Source: RefSeq, a predicted model, not a curated record
CUGUCUUAAAAGUUCUAGUUUUUCUGGGCUACCCUGAGACAAUGUGAUAAUGGAAGUAAUCAAUUUCAAAAAUUGCGCUACUUUUGACUGCCAUUGUUUGACUCGAUCACCGAUUAAUCAAAUGAUCUUUGUUAUAAAGAGUUGGAAUGCUCUUCAUUUCUCUAAUGUCGUUUUUCCUUUAGUCCUUAAGAAGCUAUAUAAUAACACUGGAGCAAUUUGUUUAGUAGGCAACCUUGUUUUUAUCAAUAGAACAUUGCUUCUUGAAAUUAUGCCUCUUAAAUAAUUUUGUGAUAACAAAGAAGCAGUUUCGGUUUCUGGAUAUUUGAUGUUUUAUUCACUGCAGCUUUGAGCAUAGUAACUCUUUUCGAGUACUCAUUUGUUAUUAUGAUUUUUCAUUGACAUUGAGAGAGGUUAAGCGUCUUUGUUGGCAAGAUAUUUGUGAGGGCAGGACGGCAGGUGUGGAAGGCUUCCGGUAAUCAGGGCAGAUUAGUGUGUGGCCAAAACAAAAAAUUGUGUUUGGAGUUUGGAGCCCUAUGAAAUUUUGUUAAGGAGAAGAACCAAGGGGGUGGCAUUCAAAAGUACAAUUUCAUUUGCUGCUAUAUCCCCACUGUUCCAGGAAUAAAAGGUGCAAUUCCAAUGAUGAACCAAGUUAUGAGUGCGACCAAAGGGGCAACUGACGCAUUUUCUGGUGUAAGCCAGUAUGCAAACAAUGCUUUGAGGAAGUUGGGAGCUAAAAAUAUUAAAGCAGGCAUUGGAUGUGGAGUUGGUCUUGGCCAUGGCUUUGGAUUUGGCCUUUCUAUGAAACCUGGGGUGGCUCAGAAGAUUCAGGCUUCUCUUGUGCAAGUGAUGACAAAGAUGAUGAUGAAUUUCGGAAUAGUUCCUGAUCUAUCUAUUGGUCAAAUUUCCAUACCACUGUCUAUGCAAAGUGGCAUGAGCAUGGUAGGUGAACCCUCAAUCCAAAACCAAAUUGGAAGGAUUACGCAAAUGGCAACAAAACUUCCAGACAACUGCUCUCAAGGUCUGGAUGGUUUUGGAAAUACUACCCCAGCUUCGACUUACAAAAAAAUUGCAUCGAAAGAGACUAAGGUUGACACAUCUCUUGGCAGAACGGAAAAGGUUAUCAGCAACUUUCUACAGGAUCCAGCCUUUUCAGAAGAUGGCACCAACUUAAAAGAAGUGGCUGGGCAAUUGCUGUCAGAAAACAACAUGCUUCAAGUGGUAUUGAAACACCAGAGAGUCAUUGAGGAGCUUAGAGAGCAGAAUGAGAAGCUUCGCCAAAUACUCGUGGAAGAUCUGAAAAUACCACCCAGUAAGCUCCAAACCAGUUUUUCAACCACAAACAAAUCUGCUUGCGAUGAUUGUUUUCACUGUCGAAGAAAACAAAGAAAAAGUUAGAUGGAGAUGAUUAUUAGAAUAAUUUAAGUGUUUGAAAUUUAUCUCAACUGAUGCCCUACAUGAUCAGGGAGCUUGGAUCUUUGGUUCGGCUUCAAAACCCAGGUGUACACACUACAAACUAUACUCGCAAAAAUUUGCAAGCUUGAUUCAAAAUAUAGUGUACAAACUACCGAAGGACCUCUUAAUUAGAUCUAGCUGAUGUUAGGAUCAUAAUUUUUCAUUUGCUGCUAUGACAUUUAUUAAGUUUCACUGAGCA